GUCCUUUUGGUGUUGCCUUGCCUGAGCCUAGAGGGAGGAAUCACCAGGAAGGGGAUUGAGGACGCAGACCCGAGCACGUGCUGUUUUGGAAGAGUUGCGUAAGAGGGAAGAGGAGAGGAGCCCAAGCAGCAGAUUGCUUUGUAGAGGAGCACGGAGCAGCCGUAGCCAGGGCUGCCGUCUCUCCCUGCUGCUGGCAGAGCUCAGACAUGUCGGCUGGAUGAAGCGCACGCGUUGUGAUCUCCGCGGCGUUCCUGGGAGAGUCUCGGCUGAGAAGCCUCUGCUGUGAGACCCUGACGGCUCUUCCCGACAGCUCGGAGAGGCAAACGCCAGUGUGAGCUCUCGCCUGCGCCCCGCAGCACGAGGCACCUCCUCUUGCCGCCCAGAGAGUCCAGCGCGAGCACCGCAGGAGGAGCUUGGCUGAAUAAAAGGCAUGCUUCCUCACUCUCUCCCCUGUCCUCCAGCCUUCCUCUACCUCCAACAGGGCAACCAGGACGCCACGGCUCCACCUGACGCGAUGGCUCAGCCCUACCCCCCGGCCCAGUACCCCCCGCCCCCCCAGAACGGCAUCCCCGCAGAGUACGCGCCGCCGCACCCCCACCCCACGCAGGACUACUCGGGGCAAAGCACAGUACCGGAGCACGCCAUGACCCUCUACACACCAGCACAGAGCCACGCCGAGCAGCCGGGCACCGACGCCAGCACACAGUCCAUAGCAGGGACGCAGACGGUACCGCAGACAGACGAGGCGGCACAGACAGACAGCCAGCAGCUACAUUCCUCAGACAACACAGACAAGCAGCAGCCCAAGAGGUUACACGUCUCCAACAUCCCCUUCCGAUUCCGGGACCCCGACCUGCGGCAAAUGUUUGGGCAAUUCGGGAAGAUCCUUGACGUGGAGAUCAUUUUCAACGAGCGGGGCUCCAAGGGUUUUGGGUUUGUAACUUUUGAAACUAGCACAGAUGCCGACCGGGCACGAGAGAAGCUGAAUGGCACGAUCGUAGAGGGCCGGAAGAUUGAGGUGAACAACGCCACGGCCCGGGUCAUGACAAACAAGAAGGCUGCAAACCCCUACACCAACGGCUGGAAGCUGAACCCGGUGGUGGGAGCUGUCUACGGCCCCGAGUUCUACGCAGUAACGGGGUUCCCGUACCCUGCCACGGGGACGGCUGUGGCCUACCGAGGGGCGCACUUACGGGGCCGAGGACGCGCCGUCUACAACACGUUCCGGGCUGCGCCCCCGCCGCCGCCCAUCCCCACCUACGGCGCGGUCGUCUACCAGGACGGGUUCUACGGAGCUGAGAUCUACGGGGGCUAUGCCGCCUACAGAUACGCCCAGCCCGCAGCAGCAGCAGCAGCAUACAGCGACAGUUACGGCAGAGUGUACGCAGCUGCAGACCCGUACCACCACACCAUCGGCCCCGCCGCCACGUACAGCAUCGGCACCAUGGCUAGUCUAUACCGAGGAGGGUACAGCCGCUUCACUCCCUACUAGCAAGACAGACCCAGCCCCUCACAACACUAACACUGACUGCUCACUAGAAACCAAACCAAACCAGGCAGACUAAGCGAGGCUGAGCCUCCCGGAGGACCUGAGGGCCCCUGCCCGGGCGGGCUCUGCUCUCCGCUAGGUUUACCUCAAGCUGCUCCGUCCCGCCGCUCGGCCUCUGCUGCCCACCGCUUCCAUCCUGCCCGGCCCGGGCUCGGUGCUGCCUGGGGGGCGGCAGGGAGGGGGGACGGCGCCUCUGCCCCGCCGAGGGUGCCCGGAGCCUGGGCUCGCGGGGGUCCCCAGGCAGCUGCGCCCUGGCUCGUCCCCCCCCAGGGCAGGACGGGCAGCCCCGAGCUGGCCCCUCUGCACCCCGUAGGAGAGGCAGGAGGCAGUUGCUGCACGCUCCAGGGGGACGGGGCUGAGCCGGGGCGGGGGGGGGGGGACCCCGGGGAUGGCCCCCAGGGGCAGGAGCGAUGCCCUGGGGCCCAGCGUGGUGCCCUGCAACGCCGUGUGCUCCGCAGGCGGCAGGCGCUGAGUGGGGCGCGGGGCUGGGAACGUGUUCGCAGCCGCCCCAGCCAGCGGCUCCUGCACGGGUUGCUCCAGCGACAGCUCUGCCUUUCU
This is a messenger RNA of Cygnus olor (mute swan), 2107 nucleotides long. RefSeq names its product RNA binding fox-1 homolog 3 (gene RBFOX3). Gene Ontology annotation, biological process: nervous system development; regulation of alternative mRNA splicing, via spliceosome. The record is from RefSeq and is a predicted model, not a curated record. Gene Ontology annotation, cellular component: cytoplasm; nucleus. Gene Ontology annotation, molecular function: mRNA binding. Lineage: Eukaryota; Metazoa; Chordata; Aves; Anseriformes; Anatidae.